Molecule: messenger RNA, 994 nt
Organism: Drosophila hydei
Lineage: Eukaryota; Metazoa; Arthropoda; Insecta; Diptera; Drosophilidae
Exons: 1
Coding region: 217-894 (225 amino acids)
Source: RefSeq, a predicted model, not a curated record
AUCCAGGCUGGCUUUGGAUUUGCUGUGGCUGUGGGCUGGGAUGGGAGUGGAACUCAGCAGUCUCUGAUCAAAAUUCACAGCGAACAUUUCGGCAAAAGUUUUUGGGUGAGUAUCGAUUGCUACUAAAUUGGCAGCAGGAGCAGGCGCAGGAGCAGAAGCAGGAGCAGCAGCAGCCGCAGCUUGCCCGGAACUGGGAAUUGGAGUAGCAGCAGGAGCAUGCCGCUAGGCAAGAAGUUGGCAAUUGGCUCGGAGGAGGCACGACGCCAACGCGCCGAGCUGCGCACUAGCUAUGGCAACAAGUUAUCCAACAUGAACUUGGGUCGCUUGGGUCGUUCCAAUGCCUCCAGCUCCGAGCCAAGUCCGAUUCAGAAUGCGAUUGUGCCGCCGCCAACCGCGUCACUGAGACGCAUUGCGUCCAGUUUCGCCCACGUAAGCGAUGUUAACUGCGGUAGCUGUGCGGCACUGCCGCACGAGGAUUCUGAGGACGAUGUUCGCGAGGAGCUGGCCGAAGUGCUAAUACGCAGCGAACCAUUCAAAACGUCAGCGGGCUCAACGGGGUCAGCGCGAUCAGCGGCGAUGGGUGGCCAUUUGCCUGCCGCUGGCACAAGUCUGAUGUCGGCAACAGCUGCCGGAGCUGCUGCAGCGCAGUCUGCUCGAGCCAGUCGCCCGUCAGUGGAGGAGCGACGCAAUCACUAUCUCUGCGCGGAUGUGAUGCAGUCACGCGCCAGCGAACGCUGGAGUCAAAUAGCUGGGACUGUGUCCACGCUGUUCCGCGUGCGCCGCAUCUCGACGGCGAAUCCAUUGUCGGAGCUGCGGCGCCUGAGGGAGCAACGCGAUCUGCUGGAGGCGUUCACGCGGCCAUUCCUCUAUGAGGAUGGCAUACAACGCAAGUGAAGCGUUGCCACCUGGCCAAAAACCAAACAGCAAAGCCCACAGAAACAGCAACAACAGCAGUCCAGACAGAUAUUACAUGCAUGUAUAUAGAAUAGUAUAU